Messenger RNA from Tremella mesenterica DSM 1558, 722 nucleotides. RefSeq lists its product as uncharacterized. Lineage: Eukaryota; Fungi; Basidiomycota; Tremellomycetes; Tremellales; Tremellaceae. Bases 87 to 617 code for a protein of 176 amino acids. The record is from RefSeq and is a predicted model, not a curated record. The transcript is spliced from 4 exons.
ACCAUCUCGAGACGAGAAGAGAUCUGAGGACUUUCGUCAGUAACGGUCUCGUAGAUUUUUCUCAAGACGUACAAGACGUUUUGGUCAUGAGCUCUGAAACGUUUUCCGGUCGUUAUCAUUUAAGAGAUGUUGGUGAACAUUUACCUUUUCCCUUGGUGGCGAGUUGUGUCAUACCUUUUCAACAAGUGAUGAGAAAAGCUAUCUUACCGAUUUUACAUCAUUGCAGUAAUCUAGAUGGACUGGCUUUCAUCCAACGUGUUUUAUCAAGGGGUCUGCAAAACCAAAUCCGACCGGACAACCCAGGUAUCCAACUGGUAUUGGACAUUGUUUCGGAAGGGGAUGAUUUCGGAACAAGGUCAAGAAAAGAGAAAGAAGAAGAAUUGGAAAUGUUGGUCAAUCGAGGAGAAUUGUUUGAACCGAUGAUAAGAGUUUGGGUCAAAGGUAUCAUGGCUGAACACAAACCGGAUUAUCUGAGAGAUGAAUUGAAACGUUUACAUGAAAAAGGACAUGGACAUGGUAAUCACGUUCAACACGCUCAACGUAAAUUGGAAUCGACCGAUGAGUUUUGGAAAGGGUAUGGUGCGAUAUUGAAGUUGAUGAUUCGUUUGCGCAAGUAGCGUAUUGGUAUCACCCAUCUAUGAAAGUAUUUGUAUAUGCAACCCACAUGGUGUAUGUAUAUGCAACCCACAUGAUAUUUGUAUAUGCAACCUACAUGGUAUCUG